Molecule: messenger RNA, 2556 nt
Organism: Planococcus citri (citrus mealybug)
Lineage: Eukaryota; Metazoa; Arthropoda; Insecta; Hemiptera; Pseudococcidae
Exons: 1
Coding region: 135-2123 (662 amino acids)
Source: RefSeq, a predicted model, not a curated record
CAUCAUGUAUUUUUAUCAUUGAGGAAAGUAAACUUACAAGUAUUGAUCUAGGUACCUGACCGGUAUUUUCUGUGUUAAUUGCUUUCAAACAAACGACGAGUUUUUUUAUUGUAAAGAAUUGAUUCAAAUUCAUCAUGUUACUUUUCAUACUCCUAUUCAACUUGCUCCUAUACCAUCACGAAACUACCUGCUGCAGCUACAAUAAGGCCGAAGAUGCUCCCAUCGAAGUACCAGAAUUAGCGAUAAGAGAACCGUUUGUGAAACCAGCCAGUCCAAUAUUCAUUCAAGCUUUGAGUUUCGAGCAUUUAGUCGAACAAAGCGUAAUUUUCUUCGACAGGAGCUUACUAAUCAAGGAGAUCUUCGACCAAGACAUCAAGGUGUUCAUUAUCACGAUGCCGAAUGGAUUCGGUAAAACCAUGAAUUUAGGCAUGAUACAAGCCUUUUUCGAAAUCCAAGUCGACGUAGACGGUAACACCAUCGAACCGCUUGAUCAAACUACUCAUUAUCGUUUAUUCAAACUCGGUGAAAUCGUACACAGAAAAAAGAACACGGAAUUCCUGAAACGACCUUUGUUGAUCGCAACUCGUCACGAAAAUUUCACCAAUCAGUAUCUCGGCCAGUAUCCGGUAGUUUAUAUCAGUUUCGCUUGCUCAAAAGGCGAUACUUUCGACCAAGUUGUCGACGAAUUGAAACUAAAAAUAAGCAAGCUUUACGAAGAAUUCUACCAUCUGUUGGGAGCAUUUCGUAAAAUAUCGAGUAACCCGAGAAGUACCCAGCAGCAGAAAGAACGAGCUGAAAAUAAUAUCGAGACGUUUAAAAAACACGCUUUCAAAAGGAGCACCUUGCAAGAGGUGCAAAAUAGUCUGGCGUUUUUGUGCGAAGCCCUGUACGAGAAUUAUGGAAAAAAGGUGAUUUUAUUGGUAGACGAUUACGACGGUAUUCUGAACCAUACGCUUUUCAGCGAUAAAUUUUUCAGCACUAAAGACGAGGAUUUGAUUAUUGAAUUUUUCAAAGGCUUGGUAACGUGUACGUUGAUUGAGACGAAUUCCAUCGAGAAAGCUAUUCUAACCGGAACGAUUUUAUUGCAACAAGGCUCUUUGAUGCCGACGUUGAAUAAUUCAAAAGAAUUCAGUAUCCGGCAUAACGAAUUAUCGUCGUUUUACGGCUGCGAGGAUAAUUUAACGGAAAACAUAUUCCGGCAAAUUGGUAUAAAUGAACUAGCUCGUGGCAUGAUUCGAGCUGUUAGAUUGGGCUAUCGUUUGAACCUCGAAUCGUCCCAAUUAUCGUACGAUCCGUUGACAUUGGCUUGUAAUUCGGGCUCUUGUUUGGUACCGAGAUCGUACGCGACAUUUUUCCAUAAAUUUCUAGACGUUGUAUCGUUUCGUAACGCGUACAGUGGGUUAGUUUCAAGCUAUACCCUACCGGAUAUUAAUAUCAGCGACGUGCAUUUUGACAGGUUAGAUUUCCGGAUACUGAAAUCACCUCCGACGAACGAAUCGACCUGCGGACCUUUUGUAAAAUCUGCCAUGAAAUAUUUAUACGCUACUGGCUUCUUAACCAUUACUAAUUCUUCGACUGGGGACCGGCUCGAAUUCCAGUUCGUAAGCGAGGCCAUUUUAGCCCUCAUGAAAGGCGAGCUUUUGGCGUAUUACGAUAAAGAUUUCAAAGUCCAGUCGGAUAUUUUGCAUACGUACUUUUCUCUCAUGUCGUCCGAAUUCUACGAUUUUUCUCGAAACUUCGAAAGCAACUGCCCGAAUUUGGAAUUACUGAUGACGAAAUUUUAUAAAAUAUUAUUAGAUCCGGGCCGAAUAGCUCAACCGGACGAAGAACUGAUUCAUAAUUCGGUCAAUUUUUUGAUCAUUUUUUUCGAUAGGUUUAAAAGACUGGUUACUUACGGGCGAGAAAUGGCGUUAUUUUCGGACGACUACGUUCUUACGGUAUUGGAAAGUAGCCUGGAUGAGAUAUCAGCUGAAGAGGCGUUGAGACGAGCGAAAAACAAAGCGCAAAGUUUUAGAAUAUAUGAUAACUUCAAUAUGUUGAAAUUUAUUGGCAUAAACGUCCGUCAAAAUGGCACCGUUGAUAUUCUCGCUGAAAAUAAAUUUUAUCGAGAGUUAUUCGAGUGAUGAUGGAGUUGAUUUGUUUCAGUUUCGGCGUGGCGUGUCCUUCUCGUAUAGAAGACGACGAAGUCUUACAAAGUUUUGGCGAAUUUUCGUACCGUUUUUUAAUACAUAAUAUAGGAGAAGUAUAGUAUGAUGUUGACUCGAGUGGAGUUUGCCUUAUUGUUGAUUAUUUAAUAUUUCAAGGAUGUGGUUGAAAAGUUUUCUUGUUAUUGAAAUAAGUAGGUACUCGUCCUACUUAUACUUACUUUGUGAAGUAAUUGAUUUUGCAUAAUCGAGAUGAUAUCAAUUUUUGUAUAAUAAUAUCGAUGAAGUACAUACAUGUUUUGUUCAAUCUUGUGCUUAGUUUUCACUUUUGUAAUAUACAAUAUACAUAAGUAGAUGUGCAAGUCAGGUAGAAAAAAAGUGAUAAUCUUAAUAAAGCAGAGAUACUUAUGAA